Messenger RNA from Benincasa hispida (wax gourd), 1215 nucleotides. RefSeq names its product pathogenesis-related genes transcriptional activator PTI6-like. Gene Ontology annotation, biological process: regulation of DNA-templated transcription. Lineage: Eukaryota; Viridiplantae; Streptophyta; Magnoliopsida; Cucurbitales; Cucurbitaceae. The record is from RefSeq and is a predicted model, not a curated record. Gene Ontology annotation, molecular function: DNA-binding transcription factor activity; DNA binding.
GUGAAUUCUUAAUCCUAGAUUUCAAGCUAGUGAAGGAACUAUUUGGCAUCAUGGCUUCUUAUGAUGGUGGAGGAUAAAGGCUAUGGGCCAGUGCGGCUCCUAUUGCAUUUCCACCCCACUUGAAUUCUGAGGUUAAAAGUCCAGAAGACUAUGAAAUUCCAUUACCCAUUAAUGGGUCGAGUUCGUUCCAGCGGAAUUAAGUUCAGAGAAGUCCGGACCAUCACCCACAAACAGGCGGCGGAGACCAAACUCGUCAGAAUUUCCUACACCGACGCCGAUGCAACUGAUUCGUCGAGUGGAGAAGACGAAGAGCCAACCUUUAUCCGCCACGUCAAACGUCACGUGACCGAGAUCAGGCUUCUCACCAAAAAAGUGCCGCCGAAAUCCAGAGCUAACUCGCCGCGAAAUUCGGAGAGUCAUAGAAAGUUUCGUGGAGUUCGGCAGCGGCCGUGGGGGAAAUGGGCGGCGGAGAUCAGAGACCCUUUACGGCGAACGAGAGUUUGGCUUGGAACCUACGACACGGCGGAGGAAGCCGCCGUCGUUUAUGACCGAGCCGCUGUUCGCCUUAGAGGUCCUAGCGCUCUUACCAAUUUCGUUGCCGAAACUCCCCAUUCCGAAACAACUGUUGUCACAUAUCUCACUCCACCGCCGCCGGAAAAUCAGAGUACGGCGGUGGUGGUUUCCGAUAGCAAAGAAUCUCGGAGUCUCUGCUCUCCGACUUCCGUUUUGAGAUUAGAAGAACAAAAUUGGAGAGCCAUUGACCAUUAUCUAAGCGAAGAAUCAGGAUUAGAAGACGAUUUCAAUUGGCUAUAUGAUCGGAAUUCUAACAGUUUACUGUUCAAUUUAAGAAGCCCACAACCGAUAUUUCCUGACCAAAUGGAAAUGGCAAUUCCGAAAUGGGAAGAUUUCGGAGACAUUUCGGUGGAUUUCGAUUCAUGUAAAUGGGACGUAGAGAAUUAUUUUCAAGAUCCAACCUUUAGUAUUGCAUUGACUGACUGACAAACUAGCUGGGAUUGUACGGGCAGUUGUGACUGUGAGAGGGGUUUUGUUUUGCAAUUUUUUUUUUUUUUUUUUUUUAAUUUAUUGAUUUGUUAUCAUUAAUUUCUACAUUUUUCUUUGUUUUAUUUUUGUAUUCUAAUGUAUGUUUUAUGAGCUUUAUAUUUUGGAGUGAAUUGUAUUGUCUGGAAAUAGAAUAGUGAGGAGCAACUUUAUGUA